AUGUCGUUAUAUGUUUUUUUGUUCUUUUGUACGUUGAUACACCUAAGUUUUACCUCGAUUACUAUUGACGAUCCAAGUGAUUAUAUUAAUCUCGCUAAUGAUGCAGUAGAUAAUGCAAUCACAGCUGAUUACAAUGUAAUGCCGACAAUGUAUCUCAAAUCGUCACUUAAAUCAACACGUUCAUUCACGACCAAUGGAUCUGCUCUCUCUAUUAGCUAUGAGACCAUUUCAGCGACGGGCAAUGACACAAGUGUUAUUGUAGUUGGCAAUGGUGCUCAAUUAAAUAUGUCAUUUGUGAACAUCUAUAAACAAGGUUACUCAUCAGAUCUACUUCAAGCUAGUUUCUUUGGUGUCAAUGCAGCGAUCAAUGUUCAAAAUGGCUCGAGUUCAUACUUUGAUCAUUUGAACAUAACCACACACAAUGGUGCAGCAAAUAUUUAUUCGUAUGGAAACGGUUCGUACGUUUAUAUUGAGAAUUCCGUUCUAUACAGCUCUGGACCAGCAGCUCACGGACUUUAUGCUGGUGGAUACGGAACAAUCGUUGGAAACUACAUUAGUCACUAUUCUGGUGGAAAUCGUUGCUCAUCAUUUUCGGGUGAUUCACCAGCUGGUUAUGUUAUCGUUUCCAAUUCAAUUGCCCAUACAAGCGGCAUUGGAAGUGCUAUUUUUUAUGCUCUGGGAACUAUUACAGCUACUAACGUUAUCGGUCGUGCAGAGAGAUCACCAGCACUGUUCUCUGAUGGACCACAGAUAUCCACAUUUAUCAAUUGUCAUUUGACUGCCGGACUUCUCGGCGGUACGGUCAUAUUUAGCUCAAUGAUUCGACAAAAUGGGGCUAUGGUAAGUUUUAUCAACUCCAGAUUGACUACACUCGGUAACAUCAUGCCAGCCUUAUGGUUUGGAAAUGUAAUAGCCACUGCGUACCUCUUUAAUACCGUGAUCAACACCACAUCUGGCAUUCUGAUUACAGCCAACUAUUCACAAGUCACACAAGAAUUCAAUUACUAUGCAGGUUAUGCUGAUAAUUCAAAUCUUCUGCCUGCUAUUGUGAACGUAACUGUGGCCCAAUGCAAUCUUAACGGUAGUCUUAUUGCCUACAAUGGAAGUAGUAUUAGUUGGACUCUCAUUCAAUAUUCGAAUUGGAGUGGCGAUGCUUACUCAGGCUAUGGACAAUCAUUUAUUAGCGUCUCUCUGGAUUUCACUUCGACAUGGACACUUACAGGCAACACGGCAUUGCAAAAUAUUUCGUCGGCAGUCGUAAAUUUAACGAAUAUCAUCAGUAACGGAUACAAUAUAACUUAUGAUUCGAAUUCUACAGCAAACAACUGGUUGAAUGGAUCAAUCAUGUCACUUAUUGGAGGUGGUCAGCUUAUGCCAUAUUCACUUCUUCAACAACAACCACAAAAACAAGAGCAGCAGCAAUCAUCGGUGGCAGCCAGUUCGGCUGUUUGUUCCCAAAAGUACUUGACUUCUUUAUUUUCGAUAGGACUUCUAUCUCUCAUGAAGACAUAUAUUUACUAA
Messenger RNA from Adineta ricciae, 1521 nucleotides. The record is from the annotation of a GenBank genome assembly. Lineage: Eukaryota; Metazoa; Rotifera; Eurotatoria; Adinetida; Adinetidae.